Molecule: messenger RNA, 671 nt
Organism: Adelges cooleyi (spruce gall adelgid)
Lineage: Eukaryota; Metazoa; Arthropoda; Insecta; Hemiptera; Adelgidae
Exons: 5
Coding region: 110-586 (158 amino acids)
Source: RefSeq, a predicted model, not a curated record
AAUCUAACUAUAAAAAGGCAACCCCGAGCACUAACAAUCUAAGGGUUUUUUUAAGCUUCAAUGCGUUAAGUUUAUCAAACAAGCAAAAGUAUCUACGGUAAAAUCAAACAUGUUAUUUGCAGUAUAUUUUUUCGGUCUUAUUAUUUCAUUGAAUGCUGCACCCGUGACACCAACCAAAGGCGAACCAUCUAGUGGAUCAAAAAUCUGGACUAAUCUGAAACAUUUGCUUGGCCAACACAUCUGUGAUCGUUCCACCAAAAUGCCCAAAUCUGUAAUAAACCUUGGAAACAAUAUUUCUUUGUAUCACUUAAAUAAAGGUUCAAUAAAAACAAGAGCCAAGGGAGAACUAUUAGCACCUUAUGAGGCGGCGGGCCUAAAUGCAAUAGACGUAUAUAAACGAAAAGAAGAUGCUCAUAAAUAUUUAUUCAUUUCCUUAAAAAAUGAAACUAUUGAUAAACCAAAAGUGUACACGGCAGGGAUUAUUGGGAGUUUUUUUGAUGGAAAUCCGGAAAACGUAAUUAAAAAUAUAAAUAUCGUCGUUGAAUUAUUCAUAAAAGACGUGGAAAGCGAAUUGGUUGAGAAAUGAAACGAUUUAUAAGUUGUAACAUUUUGUCGCGUUCGGUUGAAUUUCUAAUAUCUAUUUGUUUUACAAAUAAACCAUAUUUCUCAAA